CUGUUCAACACUGCUUAUCGAUAACAGUGAAAAGUGCAUUCCGAGCAAAUUGUAUUGUUAAAUUUAAUUUUUUGUUUAAAACUCGCGAUGGCCCUGGCCAAUGUGCUACAGUUGAGCCAGAUAGCUGGCCAUGUCAUCCUUUUCAUCCUGUCGCUGUGCAUCAUUGUGCCAUUGUUUAUCAACCUCGACCAAUUCUGUGGACACUGCCUCCUCUUCACAACUGGCAAAUGGCGGGAGGAGGACGGGAUGUUCGAUGUCCAGUGGGCCUCCAGUGGCUUCUGCAACUUCCCCCUGAUUACCGGGUUUUUUCUGCUCAUCAUUUCGGUGGUCCAGAUAUACAGGUACGCCCGCAUGAAGGAGGAGGCCUCCUUUAUAGCUCUCUUCAUUGACGUUGUCUUGGGCAUCUGGAUGCUGGCCAUGUCCAUCUUGUCGGCCAUAUUCAUUACCCUGGGUUUCAUUGUCUGGUGCGAUGGCAUGACCGAGAGAUUUCCGUCCUGCGCUAUUUCCGCGGGUCAGAACAUCAUCCGCGGCGACACGGAGAAAAUUAACACCUCGGGAUUCUACAUCGAAAUGGGCACCACUCAAUUUGGUGCCUGGGGUUCUUUCGCUAUUUCCGUGGGCAUCGGCGUAAUCGCCCUGCUGAAACUCAUCGACAACCACCAGGUGCGCAACAUAAAGGUUUCCAUGUACUUGGAGCGCCAGCGGCUGGUGAAUCAGCAGCAGUACGAUGGCCGGUCAACCCCCCCGAUCGUCUCGAAUGCCUCAUCCGACUCGGAGCAGAACAAAUAGUUGACGUUUGUGAACAGCGAGCAGUUUAUAAUUCUCUACGUAUUUCUCAUCAUGUGCGUCGUUAUCAUUGUAUGUCAUUUGGUCCUCGUUCUUAUCAUCGAGACAGAAACCCGGCAGCACACCCUCUCUAUGUAGUGAAGCUCGUAACUAACUAACGAUAUUAGCCCUAGGAUUUAAGAAAAUUUACGUGAUAUGUAUUGUAUAAAUGUAUUUUAUUGAUUAUUCCAAGUUACAAAUAUAGUAAAAUAAAAACUUA
Drosophila elegans is the source of this 1045-nucleotide messenger RNA. RefSeq names its product transmembrane protein 179. NCBI's taxonomy places the organism in Eukaryota, Metazoa, Arthropoda, Insecta, Diptera, Drosophilidae. Bases 88 to 789 code for a protein of 233 amino acids. The record is from RefSeq and is a predicted model, not a curated record. The transcript has 4 exons.